This is a messenger RNA of Actinia tenebrosa (Australian red waratah sea anemone), 762 nucleotides long. RefSeq lists its product as uncharacterized. The record is from RefSeq and is a predicted model, not a curated record. Gene Ontology annotation, biological process: necroptotic signaling pathway; protein phosphorylation. NCBI's taxonomy places the organism in Eukaryota, Metazoa, Cnidaria, Anthozoa, Actiniaria, Actiniidae. Gene Ontology annotation, molecular function: ATP binding; protein kinase activity.
AUUACUUGUACACACAGGCUAUCAAAUCAAUGUAGUGAAUAGUCUCAUUUUAUAUGAAAUAUGGAGACCGGCCUACAGAAAUAUAUAUUAUUGAAUGACAGAGUUGUGGAAAAAGCCAGGUUUGGUUCGAAGAAAACCAUACCUUCUCAACUUCUUCGAGGUGAAAUAUUGGAGUGUUUACCUAAAUCAAAGCAACCAAAAGACCCUGAAAAGAUCGCUCUACGUUUAUUUAGCGUAAACAUAGACGAAAACAUCAAACUAGAAUGCCCUAAGCUGGGUGUUUCAGCGUUAACAGACAGCGAAGCUGACUUGCUUCUUGCUGUCUCUUCAUUACAGGAAAGGCUUCGUGUUUAUCGAGACGAGAGGAAUCGUCUACAGCAGUCCAAUUUAGAUGUUGGUUAUAAAGUUUUUGAAUCUGAAGGACAGGACACAUGUGAUGGUGAAUUUAGAUACAAAAGAUAUUUCGACUACCAGGCAGACCGUGGUGUUUUUGUUGCAAUAGAUGCACUACGUCCUCGGCAAGAACAAGAUAAGCCUCCUCAGAAAGAAUUAUUGCCUACCUUAAAGGAUAUGAUGCCAUCAUUUUCAAGCAAAGAUACUUCUGCGGUUAGAAACAUGGCAAAAGAACAUAAGUUAAAAAUUGACCAGAGAGUUGUCGUAUUUCCAGAAAAUGAAGAUGAUAAAGUGCCACUGAGGGGUAAAGUGCGGUACAUAUCUGAACGACUAGACAGCCAUGGUGAUUGUCCUGUUGGAAUAGAACUC